This is a messenger RNA of Equus quagga, 2348 nucleotides long. Its product is annotated as solute carrier family 22 member 1-like. Gene Ontology annotation, biological process: transmembrane transport. The record is from RefSeq and is a predicted model, not a curated record. The transcript has 12 exons. Gene Ontology annotation, cellular component: membrane. NCBI's taxonomy places the organism in Eukaryota, Metazoa, Chordata, Mammalia, Perissodactyla, Equidae. The coding region runs from base 372 to 2036 and encodes 554 amino acids.
GACACGGGGCCGACUAGUGAAAGGACUGUGAGUUCCAGGGUUUCAGCAACCCUGUAGCUGUGCCUAGGAAUCGGUUUGCUGUCUUUUCUUUAUCUGGAUUAUGAAAAGAAGUUUUAAAUAGAUAAUCUCUUAGGAAGUACCUUAAAGAGACCGCUAGGAGGUUUCAUGGUGCCCACUUGCUCUUUCCUCUCGCUCUGAUUCCAGAGAAUUAGGACCUCAGCCGAGUUGAUUUCCUUCCCAGCCAAGCAAACAAUUAGCUGGUCAUCUUCCUGCCCUGAAACCGGCACGGAGGAGAAGCCACAUGAAACACUGACCCAGGCCACUGCAGCCCGGAGCGGUCUGCUCAGAGUGAUGAGCGUGCGGACCCAGCCAUGCCCACCGUGGACGACGUGCUGGAGAAGGUUGGGGAGUUUGGCUGGUUUCAGAAGCAGGCCUUCCUAACCCUGUGCCUGGUCUCGGCUGCCUUUGCCCCCAUCUACGUGGGCAUCGUCUUCCUGGCCUUCACCCCGGACCACCGCUGCCUGAGCCCUGGGGUGGCUGAGCUGAGCCGGCGAUGCAGCUGGAGCUUGGCCGAGGAGCUGAACUACACGGUGCCAGGACCGGGGCCGGCGGGCGAGCCCUUCCCUGGCCAGUGCCGCCUCUACGAGGUGGACUGGAACCAGAGCGCCCUCAGCUGUGAGGACCCGCUGGCUGGCCUGGCCGCCAACAGGAGCCACCUGCCUCUGGGCCCCUGUCGGCAUGGCUGGCUGUAUGACACGCCGGGCUCCUCCAUCGUGACCGAGUUUAACCUGGUGUGCGAUGACUCCUGGAAGGUGGACCUCUUUCAGUCCUGUGUGAACGUGGGCUUCUUCCUGGGCUCCCUGGGUGUCGGCUACAUUGCAGACAGGUUUGGCCGUAAACUGUGUCUCUUGGCCACCACCCUCAUCAGUGCCAUCUCGGGCGUCCUCACGGCCAUCGCACCAGACUACAUAUCUCUCCUGCUCUUCCGCCUGCUGCAGGGGCUGGUCAGCAAGGGCAGCUGGAUCGCUGGCUACACCUUGAUCACAGAAUUUGUGGGCCCGGGCUACAGAAGAACGGUGGGGAUCCUCUACCAGACGGCCUUCACGGUGGGGCUGGUGCUGCUUUCCGGGUUGGCCUACGUCAUUCCCCAGUGGCGGUGGCUCCAGAUGACCGUCUCCCUGCCCACCUUCCUCUUCAUUCUCUACUACUGGUUGGUGCCCGAGUCUCCUCGCUGGCUGUUAUCGCAAAAGAGAAACACUCAAGCGAUAAAGAUAAUGGACCACAUUGCCCAGAAGAAUGGGAAACCGGCUCCUGCUGAUCUAAAGAUGCUGUCUCUCGAAGAAGAUGUCACCGAAAAGCUGAGCCCUUCAUUUGCAGACCUCUUCCGCACGCCGCAUCUGAGGAAGCACACCUUCAUCCUCAUGUACCUGUGGUUCAGCAGCUCCGUCAUCUACCAGGGCCUCAUCAUGCACGUGGGCGCCACCGGCGGGAACCUCCACCUGGAUUUCUUGUACUCCGCGCUGAUGGAGUUCCCGGCCGCCUUCAUCAUCCUCAUCACUAUCGACCGCGUCGGCCGCGUCUACCCGCUGGCCGUGUUCAAUCUGAUGGCAGGGACGGCCUGCUUCGUCAUGGUUUUCAUCUCACAUGAUCAACACUGGCUGAACAUCGGGGUAGCAUGCGUUGGCCGGAUGGGUAUCACCAUCGUGUUCCAGAUGGUGUGUCUGGUGAAUGCAGAGCUGUACCCAACGUUCAUCAGGAACCUUGGAGUGAUGGUGUGUUCCUCCCUGUGUGAUUUGGGUGGGAUCAUCACCCCUUUCCUGGUCUUCAGGCUGAUGGAGGUUUGGCAAGGCUUGCCACUCAUGUUGUUCGCGGCCUUGGGCCUGAUUGCCGGGGGAAUGGCGCUGCUUCUUCCUGAGACCAAGGGGGUGGCGUUGCCAGAGACCAUCGAGGAUGCGGAGAACCUCCGGAGGAAAGCAAAGCCCAAAGAAAAAACGAUUUACCUUCAGGUCCAAACAUCGGAACUGCCGGGCACCUGAGAGAGAUGGUUCGCUGGGGACAGAGCGGGAGAGAUGAAGAUGGAGUUGUCAUCUGGAGAAAUGUUCAGAAGCCCUUAUUCCUCUGUCUUCUUCCUCACACUGGCCCCAAAUCAAUAUCAAUCUUAAAGAACAUUAAAUGUAAUUUGUUUUAUUUUAUUUUCUUUCUUUUAAGCCCUGUCUAUCUUUUAUCUACUUACCCUUUCUGGUGAGAGCCGUUGGUGGUUUCCGGGUACUUAAUUAUCUAAAGUAUGUUGAAGAGCCAAUAGAAUUUAAAUAUUGCAAUAAAAGAGGCCUCCGUAAUUGGUUUUCUAG